Macroventuria anomochaeta is the source of this 1733-nucleotide messenger RNA. Its product is annotated as cytosolic iron-sulfur protein assembly protein 1. Lineage: Eukaryota; Fungi; Ascomycota; Dothideomycetes; Pleosporales; Didymellaceae. Gene Ontology annotation, molecular function: protein binding. Bases 177 to 1487 code for a protein of 436 amino acids. Gene Ontology annotation, biological process: iron-sulfur cluster assembly. The record is from RefSeq and is a predicted model, not a curated record. The transcript has a single exon. Gene Ontology annotation, cellular component: cytosolic [4Fe-4S] assembly targeting complex.
CACCAAGCUUCACGACGUUCACCAAUUGCCUCUGCGACGCUUCCAAGAGGUUCCUAGACAGUUGAGUUGAGCUUCAGCAACCUUAUUUCCAGCUCUUCAGCCUCCUCGCGCCACACUGAGGCACGAAAAGACCCACGCUUCCAGUACCGCCCACGGCGGCCCCUCACAACCUCACGAUGUCCACGCCAACGCCCAUGAUCACACGUCUCUCGACCCUCUCGCCGCCCUCGAAUUCACGAACAUGGCAGACUGCCCCGCAUCCAACCCAACCAAUUGUCGCAACAGCCUGCUCAGACCGCUCCGUGCGCAUCUACAGCCUGACAUCCUUCACGCUCCUCCACGCCAUCACCGGCGGCCACAAGCGCUCCGUGCGCUCCUGUAGCUGGAAACCGCACACACAGGGGCAGAACGUGCUAGCAACUGGUUCCUUCGACUCGAGCGCCGGCAUCUGGCGCAAAGAUGACGGCGACCGCCUCGAGCACGAAGUCAGCCGGGAAAUCGGCGACGAGGAAAGCGAAGACGCGGAGGAAUACCAAUUCUCGUGCAUUCUCGACGGGCACGAGUCUGAGAUCAAGAGUCUUACGUGGAGCCCGAGCGGUCAGUACUUGGCUACCUGCUCCCGCGACAAGAGCGUCUGGAUAUGGGAGGAGCUGGAGGAUGAUAAUUUUGAGACGGUGGCGGUGCUGCAGGAGCAUGAUGGCGAUGUCAAGUGUGUCGCAUGGCACCCUGAAGAGGAUCUGUUGGUGAGCAGUAGUUAUGAUGACACAGUGCGGUUUUACAGGGAGGAUCAGGAUGAUUGGGUGCAGGUGGCCGUUGUGGAGGGGCAUGGGAUGACGGUCUGGUGGGUGGAGUUUGAGGGGGGUAAGGCAGACAAACACGACUUCCGUGCGCAAAGAGAAGGGCUGCAAGAUACACAACUGCAACACAUCGAGGCGUUGGAGCGAAGCGGACCGAGGCUGGCGACGUGUUCAGACGAUUGCACAGUGCGCAUUUGGAGGAGAAAGCCGAGAGAGGGUGCGAACACCCAGAACUCGGGCAUGCCGUCGAUUAUUCGCUCCGCAGCUAUCGACGAGGACUGGUACCAAGAAGCCAUUCUCCCUCGCGCUCACGACCGCGCGAUCUACUCUGUCAGCUGGAGUCGCACAACCGGGCUUCUUGUCAGUGCUGGCAGCGAUGGCAAGAUCGUGGUGUACAAGGAAAGAUGGAGGAGCCAGGAGUCGAACGGCACUACGAAUGGCGCAGCAAUGGAGGGCGUCGAGGGAGCGGAUGGUGCUGCUGCUACGGAAGAAACCGAGACGUCACCGACUGAGUGGGUUGUGGUCGCGGAGAUUUUCUCUGCGCAUGAUGUUUUCGAGAUUAACCACGUUACAUGGGCAAAGAGGGCGGACAAGGGGAAGAGAUGGGACGGUGAGGAGGUUGUUAUCAGUACGGGAGAUGAGGGCGAGGUGCGCGUAUGGACACUGGACGAGGCUGUCUCACGCUUGUGAGACAAGCCAAAAACUUUGACAUAUGCUCUCAGCUCCUUAUGCGCUCUGCCAGCACUACCAGUCAUCCUGGCUUCCCAGAACACUUCAAUCACGACGUCCGAUCAUGACCAUCUCCACUGGACAAUGGACUGCGAUGCUCGAAGAACACAGUCACGCGAACAUAUGUUCUCGAUAACUGUCUUGUGGUGUAAUGAGAGAGCUGGAGAAGUUAGAUGAGGGCUUGAAGCCUCGUUGCAUGUACAGCGG